CUCCAUGGACGCCAGCAUCGAGCCGUCCGUUCGCUCCAAGGCCAAUCCAAGCAUCGUCCUUGUUGACCCGCUUGUGAGGGCAAAGCAGCAGGUGCGAGCACUGCCACCCCCGCCUCCGCCUCGGCGUCUACCUGACAACAAAGGUAUCGGCGCGCGGGCGGCAGCUGUUGUUGCAUCCGGCUGGACCGGCUCCGCGAACACCUCCGUCACGCCUACUUCUCCGGCUGAAGCUGAGUCCUGGGAGGAAUCAAGUUAUUAUUUGGCUGUUCGUUGGGCGCGUUUGAAUGUAUAUGUUGUACAACAUUGGGUGCAUUUGAGUGUAUAUACUGUCUAAAAAGUGAGUAUUUAUGCCCAUGUAAUGCCCCUGUUUAUUGAGGGCUCAAUUGUUUUGUUGUAGAAACUAUAGAUGGAUGCAUAUGUUUAACUUCAUUCUUGCUGUCCUAAUCUCAGUAUACUUGCCAUACAAAUAUUUAGU
Messenger RNA from Triticum aestivum (bread wheat), 475 nucleotides. RefSeq lists its product as uncharacterized. Lineage: Eukaryota; Viridiplantae; Streptophyta; Magnoliopsida; Poales; Poaceae. The transcript has 2 exons. The coding region runs from base 5 to 334 and encodes 109 amino acids. The record is from RefSeq and is a predicted model, not a curated record.